This is a messenger RNA of Striga asiatica, 961 nucleotides long. Lineage: Eukaryota; Viridiplantae; Streptophyta; Magnoliopsida; Lamiales; Orobanchaceae. The record is from the annotation of a GenBank genome assembly.
AAAAGCAGAGGAGCUAGCUGUCAUGGAAGUGGAAAAAUAAGGGGAAAUGUAAGCCUCUCUAUGACUAUAUAUAUGGCCUUAAAACGUCGCUCCCAUCGCUCUCACAACACAACACAACACACAAUUUUUGCAAGCUGAGCAAAAUUCAUAAAAUAUACUAAUAAUAAUUAACGAUCAGAGUAAUGGCGUCGAAGGUCGAGGUGGAGGUUGAGAUGAAAUCCGAUGUGGGAAAGGUUUGGGACAACAUAAGAGAAUCGACUGAGGUUUUCCCAAAGGCACUGUCUCAUCACUACAAGAGCAUUCAAGUUCUUGAAGGUGAUGGCAAAUCUGCUGGCUCUGUUCGUCUCGUUACAUAUCAACCAGGACUGCCGGAUAUUACUAAACCCGCAAAAGAGAAGAUCGAGAAAGUGGAUGAGGGGAACAAAAGCCUAAGCUACAGCGUUAUCGAAGGAGAUGUGUUGAAUUACUACAAAAACUUCAAGGCGGGCCUGAGCGUGGGCCCUAAGGGAGAAGGGAGCCUUGUUAAAUGGUGGUGCGAGUUUGAUAAGGCGAGUGAGGAAGUCCCCAGUCCGGAUCUCAUUAGGGACUUUGCAAUCAAGAAUUUCAAGGAUUUGGAUGCUUACAUUAUUGGAAAAAAUAAUCCUUGAAAAUAGUCGUGUCAUGGAUGUGUCUACAAUAAAAUAAAAUCUAUAUGAAUGUGGUAUUGAAUAAAAAGAACAACCUUUGAAUAGGUUUGUUUCUUCUUGUUCUUUUCGUUUUUGUAAUUUUUUUUUUCUUUUUUUUUUUUCUUCAGAUGGAAGUCUUGUGACUUCUAUAGAUAAGCGUGUUGAAGAUGGUCAUGGGACUUCAAUAAAGAUGUGCGUUAACUUGCUUGUUUGAUUUCGCUUUAUCCGUUACCAUCUUUAAGCCAUUCUCAUGGGAAUGUUUAGACAAGUGAUUGUUUAUCAAUUCAAAUAACUGC